Paramacrobiotus metropolitanus is the source of this 2128-nucleotide messenger RNA. Its product is annotated as KRR1 small subunit processome component homolog. NCBI's taxonomy places the organism in Eukaryota, Metazoa, Tardigrada, Eutardigrada, Parachela, Macrobiotidae. Bases 185 to 1042 code for a protein of 285 amino acids. The transcript is spliced from 8 exons. Gene Ontology annotation, molecular function: RNA binding. The record is from RefSeq and is a predicted model, not a curated record. Gene Ontology annotation, cellular component: small-subunit processome; nucleolus.
CUGAAGAGUUUUACUCGUACCUUUAUAAUCUUUAUCAAAUUUCACUAAUAAAUUUGCUCCAGAAUUUGACUUGAGACUUCGAGAUUCUUAAACUUUUUAUGGUUUGCAGCCACUAUAAAUUUUUUGCCUGUUUAUUGGCCAGCGAGAAAGAAAGGAGCUGAGUUUAUUUAUUGCUUCCAGCAGAAUGAGUAGGAAGGCUUCGAAGCCCGCAGUUAAUCCGGAUGACUUGCUAACCGUACCCGAUGGAUGGAAACCUCCGAAGUUUCAAGCAGAAGAUAAUCCCCAUGGGAUGUUGUCAGAAAGUUCGUUUGCCACGUUAUUUCCGCGGUACCGCGAAAAGUAUUUGAAAGAAUGUUGGCCGCUCGUCAAAAACGAACUGGGAAAAUACAACUUGAAAGCGGAACUGGAUCUGAUCGAAGGCAGUAUGCGCGUGGCGACCACCCGCCAAACCUGGGACCCCUACGUCAUCAUUAAAGCGCGCGAUCUCAUCAAACUGCUGUCGCGCAGCGUUCCCUUUGAGAAAGCCGUCCGCAUCCUGGAUGACGACGUGGCCUGUGAUGUGAUUAAAAUCGGAUCCCUUGUGCGCAAUCGGGCCCGGUUUGUGAAACGCCGACAGCGGAUUGUCGGUCCUGACGGAGCCACGCUCAAGGCCAUCGAAUUAUUAACCAAAUGCUACGUGCAAGUGCAGGGGCAGACUGUAGCCGCAAUCGGACCGUUUAACGGAUUACGCGAGGUGCGGAAGAUCGUCGAAGAGUGCAUGAAGAAUAUCCAUCCUAUUUAUAACAUUAAGGCUUUAAUGAUCAAGCGAGAGCUGGCCAAAGAUCCUACCCUCCGCAAUGAAUCCUGGGAGCGCUUCUUACCCAAAUUCCGCCACAAAAACACCAGCAAACGAUUCAAACCUCAUAAGAUUCGCGUCAAGGGCGACUACACUCCGUUUCCCCCCGCACAACCUGAAAGCAAGGUUGACAAGGAAAUUGCGACGGGAGAGUAUUUUCUCAAGAAGGAGGACAAGCAGACGAGAAGGAAAGCCAAGAAAGAGUGAGACUGUUUAAUUUGUGAAAUGCGUCAUUCUAUUAAUUAAUAUAUAAAUUUGAUGCUUGAUUUCCGCUGCGUAAGCAUUGAUAUGUAUGUAUACGGCGCGCACCUUGCUGUUCUGCUUGUUAGUGGAAUGUUGCUUGCAGUACAUUUCUGAAAAAAAUUGAUAUUUUCUCUCACCCCGCAAAUUGCAUACUAGUUACAAUUUUAUCUGUAAUGGGCGAAAAUUGACAUGCGCGUCAGAGAUCAAUUAAAAGCUUGUCUCUGGUUGGAUUAUCCCGAUUUACAUCUAAUCCGCACCAGCGGCUCGGCGGCGGCGGCGGCUUUCGGCCGCUGUGCAGGCGGCGCAAUCAGUGUACAUUUCAUGAGACUCUAUCCCGAUGUUUCCUCCGCACAUUUGCUCCUGCAGACCUGCACGUUGAAAUUUUUUUAGCGAUGAGGUGUGAUAUCAUAGUUGCGGUGUUGUGUGUGGCGGUGUGUUGUGCAGCAGCGGAGGGGGAGGCCGAAGAUGCCGGUGCAGUGGUUCUUGGUGAGGGUCCCGCCGCGGCGGUGGCGUCGGGUUCCGCUUGGGAUUUUCCCGGUGGGAAUGAUGCGCUGUAUGAUCUGGCGCUGGCGAGUCUGCUCAGUGCGGCGCCGCCUGCAGAGGAUGGCGGGGAUUCUGCCGAGACAGCUGAACCGCCGAAGAAGCGAUUCAUCGCCUUCCUGACACCCCGGCAGACAUUGCGCGCCAUGUUCCGUCAGGUACACCGCCUGGAUAAACCGCUGCCUGAGACGGUGACCCCGCCGACUGCCUCGCCAUCCCCGCUGCACCCCGGCCGUUUGGACACCGUUAUUGGCACCCUGCCGGCUUUCUCAGGGAAACGCCGCACCCGACUGGCGAGUUACGUCCGCUUCACUUGAUUACUUCGAUUAACUGACAGACACGGAUGGCACAUGUACCUGGCAAUAGAUCCGAAGAGGAUGGAUUUUAUUUAUAAUUACUCGUACUGUAAAUGACGACUUGCGAAGCAAAACUACUGCGCACCCAGUAAAAUAUAAUGCUUGUAGAAUUGUGUUCUAAUUGUUCGAUCUGCGGUAUUUAUUUCUUAGAAUU